AUGGAAGUCAUGGAUCUUGAUUUCGAUUGCUUCCUGGUGAAACUCGACAAUGAGCAGGAUUACUUUCGCGCGCUGACUGACGGACCGUGGGUGAUCUUUGAUCAUUACCUUGUGGUCCAACAAUGGACCCCCAAAUUCAAGGUGUCAGAUCCACUGCCAAAGAAGAUGAUUGUUUGGGUUCAAUUGCCCGCCCUAAAAGUCCAUUUCUAUCACAAGGAGGUCUUGAUCACCCUCGGCAACUUGAUCGGUCGCACGAUUAAGUUGGACUUUCAUACUUUAAACCGACAACGUGCUAAGUUUGCAUGA
This is a messenger RNA of Linum tenue, 306 nucleotides long. Lineage: Eukaryota; Viridiplantae; Streptophyta; Magnoliopsida; Malpighiales; Linaceae. The record is from the annotation of a GenBank genome assembly.